AUGAGCACGACACCUCUCGUUCGGCCUGCACAGUCCCAGGUCUCAAUAGAGCCUACAGCAAAAAACCCUCUUUCAGAUGGAUUCAAUUAUCCGCAGUUUCGUCUUUUGAACAAGAAGGCUAGGAUAUCAGUUUCGAAAGCGUAUGAAGCAACGCCUGAAACGAACUAUCACCUUCUUGCUAUUGCGAACUCGCGCGGAUGGUUUGCUGCUGCUCGGUUUGACGGCUCUUCUUAUGAAAUUGUUCUCUCACCUGUAUCCGACCUGAGGUCUGCCUUGAAGGAGGCAAAAGAGGACAGCGACAACGACUUUAGCCCCAAACGAAGGAUAGCUCUACCCCAGGGAAAGCCUAACAUCCUAACAUUCGCCAAUCACGAUACAAGCCUCCUCGUCGGAAUAGAAGGAGGAUCAGUACUAUCAUUCAACUCGUCAACGAUCCUUUCACCUGGAGAAGGUCCAGUUCAACCCGAACAUACGGUUCAGCUUCAAUCCGCACCACUGCGACAAAUUCUCCCAAAUCCCGGUACAGAGCCAAACCUUGUCGACAAGGUUGCGAUUGUUGGAAAUGGGACCAUUCAGGUUUUCAAUACAAAGUUGGAACCACAGGGAGGAUGGACGGCGAGCGACGCGGAUACCAACCCCAUGGCAGUCGCAUGGUCUCCCAAAGGAAAGCACAUUGCAAUCGGCCUGAAAUCCGGUGACAUUUUGACCUACGCAUUGACGAAUAUGACCGCACCACAUAAACACAUUCCGCCCACAUUCCAAGGCACACUCAUGUCACUCAGCUGGACAGGUCCCGGUCAUACCUUCCGCACCAGCUAUACCGACCCGCAAGACUCGAGCAAUCUCACACUUCACGUCGUUUCAAUCGACACAAAGACAUCCACUGGAGUGUAUUACUCGUUGACGCAUCCUUUCGCGUCCGGGGACCGCACAUUUCAAUCACCAUACACCGUCCAGUUGCCCAAAUGGGAUGAAGAUGCAGGUACCGCCGAUCAUUCCAAGUCUCUUGUUGUCUAUGGAGAUGCGACUUCAGUUGACAUUGAGAUAUUGGCGCACGAAGGCCACUCAUGGUAUCAGCAAUCGCAAGAGAACCCCGUCUCUUUGCCACUCAACAAGGAUGACGAGGAUACAAUGAUGCUGUCAAUGGACGCAGACUUGACGGACACGUCCCUCUCGACGCCAACAAUUUACGUCUACCUCAACGAUGGAACUAUCCAGGGAUGGUACCUCGAGCAUUCCAAACCGUAUCCCUUGAUGGUAACAGGGACCGUCCCAGCACCACCCGCCAUUCAAUCAGACACCUCGAUGGCAGCCGAGUCGCCUGUAAAACCAACCACCACUUCCCCCUUCGGUGCCACAUCAACUUCCACAAGUGCAUUUGGCCAGCCUUCCUUUGGUCAACCUGCAUUCGGGUCAACGGGCUUUGGACAAGCGCCUAAACCUGCUGCUGCCCCUACAACCGGUGGCUUUGCCAGCUUCGCUGGAUCUACAACGGCAUUUGGCGCGGGUGCUACGACUUCGGCCUUCGGGUCACAAGCGACCAUUACUAGUUCACCGUUUGGGUCUCAGAACACCAGUUCACCAUUUGGAUCGCAGCCAUCCACGGCCGCCACGACGUCGCCCUUUGGCAAUGCAGGGACGACGUCGACUUCCGCCUUUGGUUCUACUGGAACCUCAGGCUUCGGGUCCUUUGCUAACACCGGGAACUCUGGAUUCGGCAGCGGCACUUCAGCAUUCAGUUCCCUUGCAAAUUCCACAAGUACAACAAACGUGUUUGGUGGAUCGUCAUUUGGUGCAUCGAACAACAAUAACGCCGCUGCUUCCCCUCCAUCUGUAUUCGGCGGUGCAGCGCCUGCCUCCGAUAUGACUAGGGAGGCCUCCAUGGCAGAUGACACCCCAUCGUUUGGAGGACUCUCGUUGGGCUCCAGUAAUACCACAUCAAAUUCGUCUAAACCCAGUGCUGGAGGGAUGUUUGGCUCGUUUGGGAACUCAAAUAAUUCGACAACUGGGAGUGCAUUCGGCAAUACGACUGGAGGUGGAAUCUUGAAACCAGCUACCGGGUUUGGCGCAGCUUUCGGGGCUAAUCCCGACAGUCCAUUUAGCAAACCUAGCGCACCUGCUGUCAGUGCGUUUGGCGCGUCAGCGACUCCAGCAACAAGUGCCUUUGCAAAACCAGCAACAGCCCCGGCUUUUGGACAGACAGGGUUCGGUACCUCAUCUGCAGCGCCAGCAACUAGCACGUUUGGAAAGCCAGCCAGCGCGCCAGCUUUUGGACAGACCGGCUUCGGCACGUCGGCCUUUGGUCAGCCUUCGUUUGGUCAACCUGCCUUUGGGCAAAGCGCAUUUGGCACCAAAGCUGCUGCGCCAGCAACGAGUGCUUUCGGAUCCAAUGCAAGCGCAGCUGGUGGUUUUGGUGCAUGGGCCAGCAAGCCUGUUUCACUCACAGAUGUCAAGACAGAAACUAAGGACGAGACCCCUCAGGCUGCGGUGACUACGGAAAAGAAGGAAGAAGCACCCAAGAGCACCUUUGGUGGAGGCGGCUUCUCUGCAUUUGCCGGAAAACCAAGUUCGUUUGGCAGCACUGUUCAACCAGAGAAGAAGGAAGAACCCAAGAGUGUGUUUGGCGGUGGAUUCUCUGCCUUUGCUGGGCAGCCCAGUGCUUUCGGAAGCUCUGCCGAGAAGAAGGAAGAGGCGCCCAAGAGCGUAUUUGGUAACGGCGGUUUCUCCGCUUUUGUGGGGCAGCCCAGCGCGUUUGGCAGCUCCUCUCAGCAGGAGAAGAAGGAGGAAACAGCCAAGAGUCCUUUCGAGAAGCCGAAGGAACCAUCGACUCCAGCGAAGCCAACGCCAGCUGGCCUGACGUCGCCACCCUCCUCUCCUGAACCUGUGCCUUCCUCGCCGCCAUUCGGUUCCAAGGAAAGCACACCUGCGGUUGCAUUUGGAACGACACAACCCCCCAAAACACCGCCUUCUUUUGGAACAUCUUCGUCGUCCGUGCUCCGUCCUGCCACCGGCUUUGGAGCGUUUGGUUCAACGACCCCGGAAUCUUCGCCCUUCUUCAAGAAAGAUGACAAACCGCCUACAACCUCCGCGUUUGCGCUGUCUGGAACGCCUUCAACGCCUCCUUCAGUAUUUGGCCAAAAACCUGCCGCAACUACUACACCGGCAUUUGGUUCUCCUUCCGCAUUAGGGAGUAAGCCAAUGUUUGGCGCAACUUCGGCUUUGGGUAGCACGCCAGCAUUCGGUGCCCCAUCGCCCUUGGGAGGAAAAUCGCCGUUCGGAACUGUCAAUGCUGGCUCCUCUCCUACCCCCGCUUCGACUACCAAGCCAACAACCGGUGGAUUCGGCGCCUUCAGUAGUGGCCCUACUGCUUUCAGCGCCUUUGCUGCUGGAUCCGCCAAGUCGUUUAGCGACGUCUUGAAGGAGAAAGGUAGCGCUGAUGAAGCCAAGGAAUCUGACAAGGAGAAGGCAAAGGAAGUCAAAACGGGCAAAGUUGAGGAGACCACCGCUUCACCUCCUCCCGCCAAGGCUGAUAAACAUGUAUUUACUUUCCCGAAGGUCAAAGAUGAAUCUACCACCAAGGACGAAGGAAAGACCGAGGAGAAGGAGGACGUCAAGAAGGAAGAGGACCGAGGAGAGAAGGCGGAGGAUACAGAAAGUGAGGGUGGCACUGACAAGCCCUUACUUUCUCCAUCCAUUGUCGAAAUCCUCUCUGCAUCGAGUUCGUAUGUUAAUAUCGCAGAGGAGGAAGGUAUUGAAGACGACCGCUCAGAUGAUUAUGUAUCUGACGAGGAAGAAGAGGAUGAAGACUAUGUUCCAUCUUCCGGGGACGAAUCUGACGAGGAAGAAGGAAGUGAAGGGGAGUCGGAAGAAGAACUCAGUCCUCCAGGGUCACCCACAGCCACUUCACCGAAGAAGGAAGUCGAACGUUCUUCGAGCACGCCUCAACCGGAAGUUCCUGAUGUCAAGGUCACCCCUGCCGAGUCAACGGUUUCUGAGAAGGGGAAGGAACGAGCAGCGAGCACCACACCACCAGACACUCCUGAGAAAGAGGUGAUGCGCAAAAGCCCGUCUCCUUCUCCGUCGUCGCCAUUCGGAAUCGGUCUUGGACGUCCGAGCACCCGGCCUGUUCGCAGUUCUCCUUUGGCUGGUACGCCUCUAUCGAGCGAUGACGGUCAAGAGGAUGAGGACGAGACCAAGAAGCUCACACCGCCACUUCCCUCGAAAGAAGAGCCCUCGAAGGAGUCCGCAGAACCAGCUACUAAACGACCAAAGACCCCGCCCCUCCUUUCCACUUUCAGUGCUCCCGCAUCAAUCUCUGUGCCUCCGACCCCCGUCUUGGCACCUGCUGUCGUUCCACCCCGUCCAGCUUCCACCUCUGACACUGCCGCGAAGGCAGAGAGCCCUUCGCCAGCGUCUGUGUUUUCGAAACCUCUGUUCGGGAAUACGCAACCAUCCCCGUUCGGCACUUUUGGUGCGGCAGCACCCACUGCUCAGCCGAGUUCCUUCGCCACUCCACCCUCCAGUAAAGAAGCAACGCCAUUCGGUUUGCCGUCAUUCAGCUUGAAGCCAACUUCGUCUCCGACACCCCCAGCCGCACCUGGAAGUCUCUUUGGCAGCACAGGCGCGUUUGGCGCUAAACCCGCUUCGCCUGCACCGUCGUCCGCCCCCGCUUCCAGCACAUUCGGUAGCACUGGCUUUUUCGGUACCAAACCUUCAUUGCCCGCGCCCUCCACUGCGCCAGCAUCCACUCCCAGUGCGCUCAGCAGUACGGGGUUCUUUGGUGCGCAACCAACACCGCCUGCUGCCGGGUCUACCAGCCUCUUCGGCAGUACGGGGGCGUUUGGUACCAAACCAGCGCCGACUGCGGUCCCGGCUGCAGGCCAGGCAACCCCCUCCCCCUUUGGGGCCUCGCCAUUUGGAUCAGCAUUUAAAUCCACCCCACAACCCGCACCCGCAACGCCUUCAGCAUUCGGCGCUCCUGCACCCAAAUCUGCACCACCCCCUCCUGAACUCACCAUGGAGGAGGGAAUGCAGAAGGAAUGUGCCUUGCUGAUCAUGAGUAUCGACAAGGAACUGGCGGAGCUUCGAAAACGCGCUCAACAGGUGAACCAGAAACGAGAAGAGUUUGGAAAGUCGGCCGGUGGAUCGUGGCAGAAAGCCGACCUUGGAGAUAAAUCCAAGUGGGCGCUUGGUGAUUUGAAGCAGUUCGGCCAAGUGAUGCUGAAACUUGGAGAAGACCUCGAUGAGUUGGAGAAACAGAGGGAGGAGGUCAAGCAGGCAGUUCGUGAACUGAGGAGCAGCAUGUUGAAGGCUAAUACCCGACGCGAGGAGAUAAUUAGGUUCAACAAAGCUCAAAACGAUGCCGACUUUGCCAAAAUGCUCAAGAUGAGGAGUUUGGGGCCUGAGCACAGCGAAUCUCAAACCCACCUGCGGAAGACCGUGAGGAAUGUCCGUGACCGUAUAACCAAAUUGGAGUCGCAUCUCCAGAGCUCGAAGAAAAAGCUGGCACAGGCCACCACUGGAAAGGUUUCGAUCAAGGCCCCGACUUUGGACAUCGUGAAUAGGACCUUCCGCAACAUCGAGCUAGCGAUUUCGCAACAAGCCGACGAUGUUUCCCAACUUGUGGCCCGUGCUGCCAAGCUCAACCUCGAAGAUCAACCCAGCACUCCUUCAACCCCAGCUAGGGAUGCUCGCUUGCCGGAUCCCGUCCGAAGACAGCCGUACAACGUCACUCCCAACGUGGCGGCUGUGACAGCUGCUGCUCUGAAUGCUGAGAGGUCAGCUCAUAGGCUCAAGAAGGCACUGUUGUCUGCGCGGAAGGAGCCACUGCUAAACGUCAAGGUCAACUCGGCCACUCCGCCGCCUGUAGCAUUCACCUCUACCAACACACCCGCCAAGAAGCCGCCCUCUGAAGCAGCCUUUGGGGGACCAGCGGUACCGAUUGACCUAUCUGGAGUCGUCUUUACCCCGCCGCCUCCGUCAACAUCCAGUUGGAGCCUGCCCGCAAGCGACUCCACCCCGAGUUCGCCAGUCCCAACUGGACGGCGUGGGGCCACAGUUCCCAAGAAACACAGCACGGUGCAGUUGAAGAAGACUCCAGGGACGCCUCCUACGACACCGCCUGUCCCGUCUUUCGAUUGGGGACCACUUCCAUCUUUCCACAACUCGCCUAGGACUACGCUAGCAGCGAGCUUUACGAAAAUAGACACGACGAAAAAAGCCUAG
This is a messenger RNA of Coprinopsis cinerea okayama7#130, 6225 nucleotides long. RefSeq lists its product as hypothetical. NCBI's taxonomy places the organism in Eukaryota, Fungi, Basidiomycota, Agaricomycetes, Agaricales, Psathyrellaceae. The record is from RefSeq and is a predicted model, not a curated record. The transcript has 9 exons. Gene Ontology annotation, molecular function: protein binding. The coding region runs from base 1 to 6225 and encodes 2074 amino acids.